Molecule: messenger RNA, 2012 nt
Organism: Daucus carota subsp. sativus
Lineage: Eukaryota; Viridiplantae; Streptophyta; Magnoliopsida; Apiales; Apiaceae
Exons: 2
Coding region: 57-1892 (611 amino acids)
Source: RefSeq, a predicted model, not a curated record
UUUUCAUAUAAACUUCUUUUUCCAGUCAACAUCUCAUUUUCCUAACCUUCGUAAAUAUGUUAAGCACAACACUAAAGCACUUUAGUCAUCCUGAGCAUGUCCUCAGAUUAGAAGAGGAUAAUGUUUUUGGAGACAAUGCUAAGUGCUAUGCUUGCAACAAAUCAGUUAUAGGUUUUCCUACAUACACUUGUACAAACAACUUCUAUGUUGAUUGCAAAAGUUUUUAUCUGCACAAGAAUUGUGCUCAAUUGCCCACACAAAUUGUCCGCGACGAGCAGGAUCCACACCCCCUUACUCUACUUGCACGGGGUCGAGAUUCUGUUUGUGAUAUUUGUAAUGAUCGUGUUAUAACAUUGUCAUAUGCAUGUGAAGAUUGUGAUUUUGACGUGUGUGUUGUGUGUGCUUUCAUUUCUGAGCAGGGAGUGAUUCGUCAUCAAGGUCAUGCGAAGCACACACUAACAUUACAGAGACAAGCUCUGUUUAAGUGUGAUGCUUGUUACGAGAAAACCGAAGAUUAUUCCUAUGUAUGCUUCACCUGUAAUUUCUGGAUCCACAAGAGAUGUGCAUUCUCUCCGCCCAUUAUUCCAGCCCCUUCUUAUCACCAUCACCCUGUCAUUCUUAUCUACUCGAUUCCUGUCAUGCACCGCAAAUUCAUUCGAUACUGUCCCAUCUGCGACAAACGAGUUCUCCCCUUCUGCUGGUUUUAUUACUGCCACAAAUGCACAUUUUUUGUGCAUAUAAAAUGUGCUUCGUCCACAGUGUCUUUGAGAAAUGAGAUUGAAGAAAAUGAAAAUUUUGAUAGUAGACGAGAUUUUGUACAAUUUCCUCUGCCAAGCGAGGAAUCACUAUUGGAUCUCAUUAUUAGCCACUGUGGCAAGCUCCGGACUGUAAUUCAAGGAGAGGGCGAAAACAGUACCACUAUAGUUAAUGAUCCACGCGUUAUUUAUGAACAUUGGAGUCAUCGGGAGCAUCCAUUAGAAAUGCAGCAGUUUACUGAGAAUGGGCUGCAUGACGAUGAUGACAACGACAACGAUGAUGAUGACAAAAGAGGGUUGAUAUGCGAUGGAUGCAUUCAACCUAUAACUUCUUCUCACGUGUCUUACUAUGCUUGUAAGCAAUGUCGUUUCUUUCUCCACUCCUUCUGUGCCACCAAGUUGCCACAACAUUUGCCUGUAGGUGGAUGUCCAUUUCACCCCCAGCAUUCUUUCAAGCUUAAUAAGGUUUGUAGAUUCUAUGAUUUUUUCCUAUGUGGAGUUUGUAGCUACUUUUCAAAUGGAUUCUACUAUCAGUGUGAGGCUUGUCAUAUGAAAAUUGAAAUCCGUUGUGCAUUCUUGCCCACAAGGAUUAGACACAAAUCUCACAAGCGCCACUCUCUUGUUCAGCGUCGAGCCUCGGAUAAAACUUGUAGUGUAAGUAGGCUUCUGAUCGAUGGUUCUAGAUUGGGAUAUGCUUGUGAAACUUGCAACAACUUCCAUAUUUUUAUAGGUUGUGUAUUUUAUCCAACUCGGAUGAUGAAACACAGAUACGAUGAUCACCCUAUAACCCUGAGACACCCUCCAUUCUUCUACGAGGGAGUAAUUUACUGUGAGAUAUGUGAAGAACAAGUUAAUAACCAGUUGUGGCUUUAUCAUUGCGGAAAAUGUGAUCAUUCUUUUCACUACACCUGCCUCCGUUGGUACGAAAGUGUCAAGGUAGGAAGAACAAUCAAAUAUAAUACUGGCAAUCAAAUACACACCCUUACAUUGGUUUUAAAGAGGACCACAAGAAGGAAGUCUUUGCCAUACUUGUGUGUCAUUUGUGGGCAAGGCUACAAGUGGCAUUACUUUUUUGAAUGUUUUGGAUGCGGAUAUCUUGCCUGCGUCUUCUGUAUUAGAUGGUUACAUGGCGAGUAAACAGUUUCAAAUUACGAGUAAAUAGUUAUAUAUUGCGUUCCUCUUGUUUUUUUUAUAUGUAAUUUGUGUUUGAGUAUUGAACUAGGCAUUUUUUAAUAUAUAUGGACAUGCCUUCGCCGA